AUGGAUAAGUAUAUUACCAAGAUUCCAAUAAGUACCAGCGAUUCUAAAAGUGUCAUCUCAGUAGAAUACGAUUUUACAAUACUAGACCCAGGAAUCGAGUUUGAGGAUACUCACAACUUCCCGAAUGGAACAGGUAGUUUCAACGCUCUUAAGACAAUUGUAUCUUCCAAACAUAACCGUCUGCUAGAGCACCCACUACCUGCUAAACUUCUCGAUACAAAAUGGUCCAGAUUUGGUCGUCAUGUUUAUUGGAGCAACUUAGCCGUUUAUAUUUCCUUUGUCUUUGCAUUUAGCGUCUAUGUUAUAGAAGUAACAAGAUACAAGCAAAGCUUAUUUCCAGAGGUUAAAUUCAUAGGCUUUGAAAGAAAUAGUUCAGUAAGCACAGUUAAGCCAUCUACAAUUCCAUCCACUGUCAAUCAUACUACUCAUAAUCCAAUCAACACCACAACGAUUGAUGUGGUCUUACAAGAAAAGAUACCAUUGCUAAUUUUCCUUCGAAUGUGGAUCGGUAUAUUUUCGGGAAUCAACAUAUUACGAGAGAUCUUUCAACUUUACCAAGAGCGUCUUAAUUAUUAUUUAAACCGAGAAAAUUACGUGGAACUCGCAUUGCACAUCAUAGUCCUCCUAUUUAUUACCAAUUCUAACCUUAAUGGAUAUUUUUGGUGUAUCGGAAGCUUAGCUAUUCAACUCUCUUUCAUGGAUUUAGUUUUAUUUUUAAGAAAGCUUCCGUAUAUUGGGAAAUAUGUAGUUAUGAUGCGAUCUGUAGCUAUUACUGCUUUAAAGGUUACUAUCAUUGCUGUCAUUCUGAUGGUAGGGUUCGCUAUUAGCUUUGGUAUGCUUUGUAAUCAACAGGCGGCUUUCCACACUUUCGGAUUAUCAUUUACUAAAGUUGUCGAUAUGACGGUUGGAGAAAUCGACUACGAUACGUUAUUAUCCGGUAUAAGUACUGGUGUCAUAACUUAUCCGAACAGCUACGUGCUAAUUCUCGUUCUAAUGGUCUUCAUUUUCUUAAUGCCUAUCCUAAUUAUAAAUUUAAUGAUUGGCUUAGCCGUUGACGACAUUGCUGAAAUAGAGAAGGCGGCUGCUCUUCAACGGUUAGCCGAUUUAACCGAAUUCUUCUAUAAUAUCGAAAGAGCAGUACCUACCUACUUUCGGCGAUUUUUUGCCUUAGAUAAAAUCACUUGUAUGGAAACUAAAAGAAACGGUAAUAUGAUUAAAGAGGAUAAGAAGGAUUUGAUACAAGAUCGCAUUAAUUUCAUUCGAGACAUAAAUGACAAGCUGGAAUCACAAGAUUUAAAGUAA
Trichoplax adhaerens is the source of this 1302-nucleotide messenger RNA. RefSeq lists its product as uncharacterized. The record is from RefSeq and is a predicted model, not a curated record. Gene Ontology annotation, cellular component: membrane. NCBI's taxonomy places the organism in Eukaryota, Metazoa, Placozoa, Uniplacotomia, Trichoplacea, Trichoplacidae. Gene Ontology annotation, molecular function: monoatomic ion channel activity. The coding region runs from base 1 to 1302 and encodes 433 amino acids. The transcript is spliced from 11 exons. Gene Ontology annotation, biological process: transmembrane transport; monoatomic ion transport.